Messenger RNA from Sciurus carolinensis (gray squirrel), 2220 nucleotides. RefSeq names its product zinc finger DHHC-type palmitoyltransferase 20 (gene Zdhhc20). The transcript is spliced from 14 exons. Gene Ontology annotation, cellular component: endoplasmic reticulum; Golgi apparatus. Lineage: Eukaryota; Metazoa; Chordata; Mammalia; Rodentia; Sciuridae. Gene Ontology annotation, biological process: synaptic vesicle maturation; peptidyl-L-cysteine S-palmitoylation; protein targeting to membrane. The record is from RefSeq and is a predicted model, not a curated record. The coding region runs from base 187 to 1344 and encodes 385 amino acids. Gene Ontology annotation, molecular function: protein-cysteine S-palmitoyltransferase activity.
GGGACCAGCCCGAGGGCUGAGAGGGGCGGAGUCACGGAGGAGCUUCGGAGUUUAUCUUUGAUUACCCUUGCCGGGGAGGCGGGAGAGCUUGGCUCGGAGCCGGACAGAGGACCCCCAUCGUCGCCGUCGGAGAUCUGGCCUCACCUAAGACAGCGGGGCACCGGGCUUGACCGUCGCCCGCGGAACAUGGCGCCCUGGACGCUCUGGCGCUGCUGCCAGCGCGUGGUGGGCUGGGUGCCGGUGCUCUUCAUCGCCUUCGUGAUCGUUUGGUCCUACUACGCGUACGUGGUGGAGCUGUGCGCUUGUGGAAAUUUGAUAAUAGUACCUAACAAGAAGAAUAAGAAGGAAACAGAUCCCGAAAAAGUUACUAUUUCUGGAAAUGAAGAAACUGGAAAGACCGUUGUUUACCUUGUGGCUUUCCAUCUGUUCUUUGUUAUGUUUGUGUGGUCCUAUUGGAUGACAAUAUUCACAUCUCCCGCUUCCCCCUCCAAAGAGUUCUGUUUGUCCAAUUCUGACAAAGAACGUUAUGAAAAGGAAUUCAGCCAUGAAAGACAACAACAAAUUUUGAGAAGAGCAGCACGAGACUUGCCUAUCUAUACCACAACAGCUUCAAGAACUAUCAGAUAUUGUGAAAAAUGUCAAUUGAUUAAGCCUGAUCGGGCACAUCACUGCUCAGGAUGCGACAGAUGUAUUCUUAAGAUGGAUCAUCACUGUCCUUGGGUGAAUAACUGUGUGGGAUUUUCUAAUUACAAAUUCUUCAUGCUGUUUUUAUUGUAUUCCCUAUUAUAUUGCCUUUUCGUGGCUACAUCAGUUUUAGAGUACUUUAUAAAAUUUUGGACGAAUGAACUGACAGAUACACGUGCAAAAUUCCACGUACUUUUUCUUUUCUUUGUGGCUGCAAUGUUCCUGAUCAGUGUUCUCUCACUAUUCAGUUACCACUGCUGGCUAGUUGGAAAAAAUAGAACAACAAUAGAAUCAUUUCGUGCACCCACGUUUUCAUAUGGACCUGAUCCAAAUGGUUUCUCUCUUGGGUACAGUAAAAACUGGAGACAAGUCUUUGGUGAUGAAAAGAAAUAUUGGUUACUUCCAGUAUUUUCAAGUUUGGGUGAUGGCUGCAGUUUUCCAACUCGCCUUGUUGGGAUGGAUCCAGAGCAAGCUUCUGUUACCAGCCAAAGUGAACAUGCCAGAAGUAUUGGCUCAAAUCAACCUUUUCCUAUCAGACCACUUAGUGAAUCGAAAAACCGUUUGUUGGACAAUGAAUCUCAAUGGCUAGAGAAUGGAGCUGAAGAAGGUGUUGUCAGAUCAGGGACAAAUAACCAUGUUACAGUGGCAAUAGAAAAUUGAGUACCACUUGUUCAUAACUAACCAUUUGAUAAAACCAAGGUGUAUAAAAAAUACAUUGUCGACUGAUAUUUUCAAUUUUAUUUGCAAGAAAAUGAUCAAUGGAAUGAAAUAAUUUGAGUAUAACAGAAGAUAUAUAUUUUAAAAAAGGAAGCCUUUGUACAGUUCGCUGGAUCCACAGAAGCACUGCAAGCAGAAUGAUGCCUUAAUUUUAAAUGUCCAUUUGUGCAGCACUGACUCACAGCUCAAAAGUGACUUGAUUUUACUUUGGAAAUAACACUGACCUAUUAUGACAUGCUGUAACAUGUGCUAUCAUCACUUAAUGUGGCAUAAGUAUUUUUUUGAUCUCUGAACUACAAUAUUAGAAUUGUUUCUUGGUGUUCAUAUAGGUUCUCCAAAAACACAAACUAAAAACUUGUCUUAAAUGAAGUAUAUCUAGGAUAAAUGGCGGUUGAAAGUGAAUUAUAUCCAAAUUACUGUUGCUUGUACUGUAUAAGGGAAAGAAAAUAACUGCUUUUUUAUUGAGUAUUUGCUAAUUUAUAAUUACUGUUUUAUACUUUUCAACAUUUUUAAUAAAGUUUUUUAUUGUUGGCUAUAACAACACUCAGAAUGAUUCAGAUAUCUAAAUAUAAUUAUUUAGAACAUAGACUUCAUUGGUAUAAUUCACUGAAGGCUUAGAAGCAUUAGUACAACCAUGUAGUGUAUAGUAUAUGCCAAAGGCUUAAAGAAAUCUUGGCAGUGUAAGAAAUAUUUUGGGUACUCUGCUUUUUUUAGUACUUUUUGUUGAACUUUCAGGGGUUAUUUAUAUGGGCAAGGAAACACAAGAUAUGUAUGAUAUAGAAGAAUUGGGCACAGUAGGGAUAGAUGGAAGUGUCUAGA